Melanaphis sacchari is the source of this 1868-nucleotide messenger RNA. RefSeq names its product zinc finger protein 271-like. Bases 389 to 1672 code for a protein of 427 amino acids. The transcript is spliced from 3 exons. NCBI's taxonomy places the organism in Eukaryota, Metazoa, Arthropoda, Insecta, Hemiptera, Aphididae. The record is from RefSeq and is a predicted model, not a curated record.
ACCAUGAUGUUUUAAAUUCUAAUACAAUAAAUUACAUUUAAUGGUAAUUAAUAAUAUUUAAUUGUUUUAUACUUUUCGUUGCCGAAUCUCAACGGAACUUAGCUUACUUGUUGGUGACUUUCCAUCGACCAUAUGUCAUUAUCCAAGUCUCUUGAAUACUUAAACUGUUUCAAAUGUACUCAACCAUUCAGCAGGAAUACAACAUGCUGAUUCACAAUUUCACAAUUGACUGUGAAACCCUGAUGUAUCAACAAAUCACAAACCGCCGUCUUCAAACUCGUAAUACCCAAAUUAUUUAGUUACUACGUUAUUGUACAAAAAAUAAAUUCAAUUUGUAGAAGCCGAUAAAAUACGCGUGACGACGUUAGUAGCUGGACCAACAACUAAAAUGAGUGAUCUUCCGGGUGGUUCAAAAACGCGCGAAGGCGAUAAACCGUUCACAUGCAACAUUUGCAACAUGACAUUCACUUUAAGCAGCCAUCUAACUAAUCACCGACGAACACACACAGGCGUGGAGCCUUACCCAUGUGAUAUUUGUGACAAAUCGUUCGCCGAUAACACCCAUCUGAUGAAGCAUCGACGGACACACGUGGUCGAGAAACCACACUCGUGUGAAUUUUGCGACAUGACUUUCACUCAAAUCAGACAUCUGAAUAAACACCGGCGAUCGCACAUGGGCGAUAAACCGUUCCCGUGCGACAUGUGUGACAAAGCGUUCGCUGAUAAUAGCCACUUAACGCGACACCGACGGACUCACACGGGCGAGAAACCUUACCCGUGUGGCGUGUGCGAUAAAUCGUUUGCUGAUAGUGAUGGUCUGACGAAACAUUGGCGGUGGCACACGGGUGAAAGACCGUACCCUUGCAAUAUAUGUGAAAAGUCGUACGCUGAUAGCAGUAGUCUGACGAAGCACCGGCGGUCGCAUACCGGCGAGAAGCCGUACUCAUGUGAUGUUUGCGACAAGUCAUAUUCUCAAAGCAGUCAUCUGACAAAGCACCAAAGGACACACAUUACCGAUAAACCAUUCCCGUGUGACAUGUGCUUCAAGUCAUUCACUGAUAAUGAUUUUCUUAUUAAACACCGGCGUACGCACACCGGUGAAAAACCAUAUUCCUGUGACGAGUGUAACAUGUCGUUCGCUCAAAGCAGUAAUCUGACAAAGCACCGGAGAACGCACACUGGUGAAAGACCAUACGCGUGCGACAUGUGCGAUCAGUCGUUCGCUGUUAGCGCCAGUCUUACUAAGCACCGGCGGACGCACACUGGCGAAAAACCGUACCCGUGUGAGGUGUGCGACAAAUCGUUCGCUGAUAGUGGUAGUCUGACAAAGCAUCGCCGGGUACACACGGGUGAAAAACCUUAUUUAUGUAACAUAUGCGAUAAGUCGUUCGCUAUUAACGGUAACCUGACGAAGCACCGCAGGAUACAUACGGGUGAGAAACCUUACUUAUGCGAUGUCUGUGAUAAAUCAUUUGCUGAUAGCAGUGGUCUAACGAAGCACAAGCGUACCCACACGGGUGAGAAACCGUAUACAUGUGAUGUUUGCGAAAAAUCGUUCAGUGAUAGUGGUACUCUGAAGAAGCACCGGCGAAUAAAGCACACCCAAUCGGAGCAACCGUUUUUAGCAAACAUGGUAAUAGAUAUCACGACUCUAACCAACACACAACAGUGACAAAAGUUAUAUUUUUAAUAUUAACAAUACUAUAGUUAUGUUUAUUUGAUAGUAUAGUCACAUCAUUGGUGGAUAAAAAAGGGACAAGAGGACAAUUGCCCCCUCUAAUUUAUGCUGAUUCCUUAUAAAUUAAAAUGUAUAUUGAUUUAAUGUUCUAGUUUUUAAAAUUAAGUAUACAUCAUGUAUUAAGACUUAU